This is a messenger RNA of Pristis pectinata (smalltooth sawfish), 10301 nucleotides long. Its product is annotated as plexin domain-containing protein 2-like. NCBI's taxonomy places the organism in Eukaryota, Metazoa, Chordata, Chondrichthyes, Rhinopristiformes, Pristidae. The record is from RefSeq and is a predicted model, not a curated record.
UCCAGUGUCGGUGUGGCUGAAGACUGCACUCACUCUGUGUGGAGAUCUGAGGGGGGGAAAAAGUGUAGUGAUUUGGGAAGGAACACUUCCGGUUACACACACACACACACACACACAGUGUGUGAGCGCCCGGCUCUCGCACUCCAGUGGAGCAGCGGCGGCGGGAGCGGCGGCAGCCAAGUAACGGGAGCCACUGCUGCACUCUAAUCUCGCCCCCCUUUCCCCUCCCCUCUCUCCUCCCCUCUAGGAAUUCAGCAUUAUUACAAUUUGUUGUCCUUUUAUUUUCGUCCAGUGUUCGGUCUGUUUCCUGAGAUUCUUUUAUUUUUAGAUGAAAGCAGAUCGUCAGUGAGUGGAAGUGUGUUUUUUUUGGGGGGGGGGGAACAAAACAAAAAGGAUUUCACUGGUCAAGUCGGCAAGUGCAAACUUGUGGCGAUGGCGGGAGUGAAGAAGAGCAGCUUGUUGGGCGGCGGGCUACUCCUGCUGGUAACCUUGGCCAACCUGCCGCACCUCAGCCGGGGCCAGGAGCGCCGAGCGGCGGACGCCGGAGCAUUCUAUGCACUUAGUCAGAGGUUAUCUUCAGAUAUCUUUGUAGAUGGCAAAACCUACAAUCACCGAUUGAAGCGACAGCAACCCAAAUCAGUGGAUACAAACAGAGCAAGCCUGGAGCAGGACUUUGCCGAUCCAACUAAAAUCUUUGAUAUUCAACCUGCUAUGGACAAUACCAAUGAUACAAAAAUUGAGGAAAAUACAGACCAUAAUUACUAUACAUCAAGAAUUUAUGGGCCAGGAGAUGCUGCAACUAAGGAACUAUGGGUAAACAUGGAGCAAAUGGAAAAAGACAAAGUGAAGAUUCAUGGGAUCCUAUCAAACACCCACCGACAAGCUGCAAGGGUAAAUUUGUCCUUCGAUUUCCCAUUUUAUGGCCAUUUUCUGAGAGAGAUUACGGUAGCCACUGGUGGUUUUAUCUACACAGGUGAAGUUGUACACCGCAUGUUAACAGCCACUCAGUAUAUUGCACCACUGAUGGCCAACUUUGACCCAAGUGUAUCCAGGAAUUCGACUGUAAGAUACUUUGACAAUGGUACUGCUCUGGUUGUGCAGUGGGACAAUGUUCAUCUACAGGAUAACUAUGAUUUAGGAAGCUUCACCUUCCAGGCCACCCUACACAACGAUGGACGGAUUGUCUUUGGUUACAAAGAGAUACCUGUCUCCGUGACGCAGAUAAACUCAGCAAAUCAUCCAGUCAAAGUUGGACUUUCAGAUGCAUUUGUGGUCGUCCACAAGAUCCAGCAGAUUCCCAAUGUUCGCAGAAGAACAAUUUACGAAUACCACCGAGUUGAACUUCAGAUGUCAAAGGUCACUAACAUGUCUGCAAUUGAAAUGAUUCCACUUGCCACUUGCCUCCAAUUGAGAAGCUGCUUUGCCUGUGUCAAUACACAGAUUGGGUUCAACUGCACCUGGUGUGACAAGUUGCAAAGGUGUUCCAAUGGAUUUGAUCGUCAUCGACAGGAUUGGGUGGAUAAUGGCUGUCCUGAUGAGUCCGAUGAUAAGACCUGUGACAUCUCGCCUGGGGAAAUGACUCGAGCUUCUUCAGCUACGACAACAAGCCUUGCAACGUCAACUUCAAAACCCAAAAUCCCAAGCACCACAUCCACAACUGCCAUCACAUCUGGCCUUCCUACUUCCAGCUUAACUACAGAAGAUGAUACAAAGAUUGCUCUGCAUCUGAGGGACAAUGGAGCUUCUACAGCAGACAGCACUGCAGAGAAGAAAGGAGACUCAGUCCACACUGGCCUAAUUGUGGGGAUCCUCCUGGUGAUCAUCUUUGCUAUAGCAGCUGUCCUGGUGACAUUUUACAUGUACCAUCAUCCAACAUCAGCAGCAAGUCUCUUCUUCAUUGAGCGUCGCCCCAGUAGAUGGCCUGCAAUGAAGUUCAGACGUGGCUCUGGUCAUCCCGCUUAUGCUGAAGUGGAGCCCACUGGGCAGGAAAAAGAAGGUUUUAUUGUGUCUGAACAGUGCUGAAACUGAGAAACAAACAGUGCACCAGUACUGGCCUACAGAUGUGGGGUUAAGCUUUGAAGUGGAUAAAGAAAAAAGCGAAGCCCACUAUCCACAAAAUAUCUACUUCUGGAUCAGUUCAAAGUAAGAAAGAUAAACAUUUUCAUCUACAAAAUCACCACUCCAUCGUCUUCCUUAGUAGCCCUGCAGACUUCACCAGAGUUUCAAAAAAAUGGCGUAGCAUUCCUAUUUGGCAAUUGUGGAAUUGGAUGAGCAUUAGUGACACACACAAACCGCAAGACUGAAGAACCAAAUUCACUCCAUCUUUACUUGUUCAAGUAAACCCCAACAAAUUACUUUCAUGGAAAAGGAAAACAAAUUCACUUAUCCAUGUUGCAAAAUUAGCUACAAGCAUGUGUUUAACCAAUCAUCAAUCAGAAAAAGUCAUGAAUAGAGUCACUCACUUCAGCAUUUAUUGUGAUUCAUAAAAUGUGUGUACAUUAAGAAUGCACUAACAUCAGUUGGUGGAAAUGUGGUUAUAGUGUACAUUUUCUUCAUGAUGUUUUCUAAUGGAUUAGUUGGUUUCAGUAUCUAUGAAUCACUAUUGUUCGAUUUCUUUCCUGUAGAUGAAAUAUAAUGUGUGGAAUUUCAUGUCCCAUUCAACAGAAUUCAGCUGGAAAAAGGUUGGGAGAUAAUUUAGACAGAAUGUUAUGUUUAAAAUUUUGCAAAAUGGAAAUCUAACAUUUUUUUCUUGAAUUGACUAUGUUUUCCUUAGUAACUUUAUACAUUCCUAAUGUACACUUAAGUUAUCGACAUUAUCAACAGUAUCUCCAAAGUAUUAUACGCAACAAGAUAACAUUGGUUUCAGAUUGCUGAGCGAUUUGUAAGAUUUGUGUUGCUUACUUUGCUCCAAAUGUGCAAUGUGUCAUCUUUUGGCUGAAAAGGUAGUGAAACCGAUAAAGUUUAAGCAGCCUACUGGAAACCAAAUUCUGGGAAAUUUUGCACAUCCUACUGGUUCUGUUGUGUAGUGGAUGCAUUAGUUAAAUAGAUGAAUAUAUUUUGUUUCUUGAUAGUUUACACAAGACAGGCUCUUGUGCUCCAGAUUGUGAAAAAAUAUUAUAGUGUAUUUUUUUCCAUCCAGAAGAAGAGUGUAACAUGAACUACCCUCUACUUAAAAUGGGGUUUAAAAUGGUAAUGAAGUCUAGAGUGCUGUUUGACAUUAGAAAACAUUUUUAUUGACAGCAAAGAACUGUCACUUUUAACUGGCUUUACUGAAAAGAACUGGUUGCUUAUCUUAUUUUUGGGUUUUUUUGUGCUGUAAGAGUAGACUGUCAUGAAGCAAUUCAGGUAAGUAUUCCUAACUAAAAUCUUUAUUAAUAAACUUUUUCAUUCUUCCAAGUAAAGGCACUUGCAAUUAUUAAUGUAUUGACCAUGGCAGAUUCAGAUCUAAUUACGGAUAACUGAUUUCUUUCUGCUUGCCAACACCCCAAUAAAUAAACAAUAAACAUUUCACUUCAAUUAAUAAGUGUCAUUAGUGCACCAAAAUGGAUUUAUUUUUCAGUAGGCAUUUUAUGUAAAGCAUUAAGUAGGGGUAACGGCUUGUUCAGUUCGAUUUGGUCUGAUACUAUUAUGAAAAACUAUUCCAAAAUAUGCUUCUAAGCAUUAUCACGUUGGUCAUCUUUACUCCAUUAAAGAUAGUGGUGGUUUAAUUUUAAACAUUCUCUAAUAGAAAGUAGCCCCUGGAAUGGAAAAUGUGUGUAGUCACAGAGUUAAUAGAUGAAACAGAUUAUCGUGAGCACCUAAUUUUGGUUCAACAUCCAAUGGUUGCAAAAUUCUGUUAUGGAGCAUCCUUUUUGAAUACAGCUAGUGCAGGUUAGUAUCUAAUAUGACAACAAAUACCAGAGUGAACAUUAUAAUGGGUUAUGCCCUUGCUACACAAGGAAAGGCAUUGGCUUUAACAUGCACACUAACUGGCAGAUUGGGACUUCAGUUCUUACACAAAGCUGACUGGCUGCCAUUGCUGCAAAAUUAGACAUCACAAUGCAGAAACCCUGAACAGCUAAAGAUAAACACAAUCAUGGGAAAAGUUCUACAACACCUAAACUUCUGACUUUUUUUUUGGGAAGAACCAAAACCCAUAAAGGCAGAUAUUUUUAUUGAGGCCAAAGAAUUACACCUAGCACAAAGGUCAUCUAUAUUAUUGUGUCACUAAGUAUAAGUUCAUUUGGAUAUUAAUCAUAAUAGGACCUGGAGCAUCAUUUGAUACAUUAUGAAGUCAUAACAUAAUACAAUCAGCACAGAAGAAUUUUAGUUUAUUAUAAUAUGCAAGUAUUAUGAACAAGAUUAAAGAAAUUAAAAUGAUGAAACAAUUAAAAAAAAGGUAAAAUUCCAGCAAAGAAACGAUUGCAUCUACCUAAAUUAGAUCUAAUCACAUUGUGCCUCUUUAUGCCAGUAUGUAAGGCAACUCCCUGAAAUAGGCAGCAGUGUUUCAUAUGCAAGACUGCACCAUCUGGAUUGUUUGUUCACAUUCUACUUACCCAAGGAAAGCAUAUAUAUCAAUUAGAUUUCAGGAAAAGAGCAUUAAAAAGAAAUCAAAAUGCACACACUACCGGUCAAAUUAAUUUGAAAUCUUGUCACCCUGAUAAUAAAUUAAGUCAACACCCUAACAUUUUAAAUUCAUCCAUUUACGGAAUUCUAAAUUCAUCCACCCAUCAUACUUGCUAGUUAUAUUUUUAUUCUCGGAAAUUCUUGAGUCAGUAUCUUGUAUUUUUUUCAUUUGUAUCAUUCUGAUCUUUCCCAGGUUCUUAUGAAUGUCGUCAUAGAACUCCUUUUUCUCUUUAAGGAUAUUUUAAUGAUAGAAUCUUGUCUAGGGUUGCAAGCUUUCUAUUAAAAGCCACUGGUAUCUGAAUUUCUAGCUUGGGGAUACAAAGUCCGCUAUCCCUAGCCCUCGAUCAUGAUAAUCCAUCAACAAUAUCAUCUGGUAAAUGUAAAAUCUUUGAUUCUCUUCUUGAUGAACCAAUAUAAAUUGAUUAAUAUAUGUAAUUCAAAGGCUCUGACUAAAAUUAAUUAUAAAUAAAAUCUUGAAAUCAUAAAGGCUUUAAUACUUUCCACCAACUCUCUUAAAUUGGAACACUAUUCCUCCUGCUUACUUGCCAAUAUAUCCACAUCAAAUGCAGGGACCUCCUUCAGCCUAAGAUAACUUUUGAAACUACCCAGGGAAAAAAAAAUCCAGUUCCUGCCUAUUGAUUCCUGCCUUGUUGCAAAUAUGUUUAUUGUGCACACAUGUAAAACUUGUUUGUUUUAACAUUGAUAUCAAAUACCAAAUUUCUUGCAAGAAUCAUCUAAAAUAUGGAGAUUAUCACUCACACCUACAUAAGGGUUGUUAAUAAUUGCAAUGUAUUCUGCAAACACACAUAUUUUACAGGUAUGCUGCAGCCAAAUUCUUUACAAUCCUUCUCAAGAGUGCAGAGCAAUGGAUUUAUUCCCACGUUAAAUACAAACAAUAUAGAAGAUCUUCCCUAUUCCCAAUUGAGCUUGUAUUUCCACUAGUUCCUUUUAUAUUCAUAUCCAUAUUUUCAAUGAGAUCUACAAAGUAUCCACCCUUUUUCUCAAAAGUCAUUUCAAAGACAACUGAAACAAAGGCCUUUGCCAAAUCAAAAAACACAAUGGCUAGGUUUUUAUGGUUUGUUUUACCUACUGCACACCCUACCCUGCCCAACCCCACCCAAUUUCAAGAUACUAUUUAAAUAAUAAUAUAAAACCCAUGCUUCUGACUAUAAAACUGUUUAACCUUGGGUUGUGUUGCAGCUGUAGGUAAACCUUUAACUAAAGCCUUGGGAAAAAUUCUCAAUAAGAUUGGGGAAAUGUUUAUAGGUGUGCAAUUAUCUACAUUUUAAAAAAAUCUUUACAUUUAGGGACAAGACUGUUCCACUUCAAUAAAUUGGAUAUAAUGUUAAUUUUUAGCCAUAGUGAAAGGAUUCUUGAUAUUAUAGGAUGGUUCAUACCAACCAGUUCCAACCGGUGUCUGCCAAAGCACCGCCUCAACCUGGUACAUUAUCCUUUUUUAUCUCUCCAAAGGUUAUUUUUUCUUCCAAUUGAUUAAUGUCCUUCAUAGAACCCUUGUUAUUGUUUUACUUCACACACAGAGCAAAUCUAUUAAUAUCUGCUUCAUUACCAGAAUUAUAGAGUUGUACAACAUGGAAACAGGCCCUUUUUGGCUCAACUCAUCCAUGCCAACAAAGGUUCCUUCCUCAUCGAGUUCCAUUUGCCUGCAUAUCGCCCAUAUCCCCCAAACUUUUCCUAUCCAUGAAUCUGUCCAAAUGUCUUUUAAAUGUUAUAAUUAUUCCCAUGUCUACCACUUUCUCUGUCAGCUUGUUCCAUAUAUACACCACCCUCUGUGUGAAAAACAUGCCCCUCAGAUCCCCUUUAAAUCUUUCCCCUAUCACUUUAAAUCUAUGCCCUCUACUUAUAGACUCCCCUGCCCUGGGAAAAAAGACUGUGACCAACCUUAUCUAUGCCCCUCAUGAUUUUAUAAACCUCUAUAAGGUCACCAUUCAGCCUCCUUCAUUCCAGGGAAAAUAGUCCCAGUCUAUCCAGUCUCUUCUUACAGGCUCAAGCCCUCCAGUCCCAGCAACAUACUUGUGAUUUUUUUUUUCUCUGUACCCUCUCUAAUCACAUCCUUCCUGUAGUAUGGCGACCAGAACUGCACACAAUAUUUCUGGUGCAGCCUCACCAACAUCUUACACAACUGUAACAUGGUGUCCCAGCUUUUGUACUCAGUGCCCUAUCUGAUGAAGGCAAGUAUGCUGUAUGCCUUCUUCUCCAGCUUAUCUACUUGUGUUGCCACUUUUGGGAGACUAUAUACUGUACUAGUCUCUCGCUGUUCUACAACACACCCAGGAUUCUAUCAUUCACUGUGUAACUCCUGCACUGGUUUAAAUUCCCAAAACACAUCACUUCCCAUUCCUUAUUUAACUCCAUCUGCCAUUAUUUUGCCCACUUUCCCAGUUGAUCUAGGUUCUGCUGUAACUUUAGUUAACCUUAGUUAACCUUCUUCACUGUCCACCAAUGUUGGUGUCAUCCACAAACUUAAAAACCAUGCCACCUACGUUCUCAUCCAAAUCAUUAAUACAGAUGACGAACAACAGGAACCCAGCACACCACUACUCACAGGCCUCCAAUCUGAAAAACAACCCUCCACCACCACCUUCAUUCAAAGACCCUUCAUUUUAACUGUGAAAGAGAGAAAACAAAUGAGUUAAACUUACAGAGCAGGUUGGGAGAGAAAAAGGAAUAUCUCUGAUAAAGCAGGGUCAGGGUUGCAGCUGUUAAUGAAAUAAUCAGGUUGAUGGUUUAUGAGAACAAACAGAGGAAUGUAAAAGCUGAGAAAUUCAGAGCUAUAGGAAAUGAUAAUUAGAUCAGCCCAUACUGGUGGAGAGGUUAAAAUUGAGCCAAUCUUACAGAUGGAUGAUUAGUUCUGACACAACAGAAAGACUGGGUUACCUAAAGCUGUUGAAUUCGGUACUGAUUCUUUCUUGUCAGAUUCUCUUUUGUUGGAAUUGGCUGUGCCUGGCAUGUUUGCGACACAAAUGUUAGCUGCCACUUAUCUGCCCAAUCCCAAGUGGAGCUUGGUCUUGCUGAAUGUAGGUAUGGGCUGCUUAACUUGCCGAGGAGCGAAUGGGACUGAGCAUUUCAUGUUCAUCAGCAGCCUUCCCUAUUUCUGAUCUUAUGAUAGAAGGAACAUCAUUGAUGGAGUGGCUGAAUAUCCACUUUGAUAGAAUAAACAGAAAUGCUGAAUAUUUUUUAAAAUGGUGAGAGACUGGGAAACAUUAGUGUUCAGAAGCAUCUGGGUGUCCUCGAAUACAAGUCAAUAAAACCUAACAUUCUGGUGCAGCAUCCAAUUAGGAAAGCAAAUAGUAAACUGGGCACAAGCCCAGAGGAUUUGCAUAGAAGAGUAAAGGUAUUUUAUUACAGUUAUGUAUUGUGUUGGUGACACCAUGUUUGGAGUACUGUAUACUACACAAUUUUAAUCUCCUUACCUGUGCUGUCAAUUCCUGAGCUAGUGGCUGGGUUGGUAAAUCUAGUGAAGGUGAGCCUCAGAUUUCACUCUCUUCAGGCCAGCUUGCAUCUCUUAGCUGCCUUAAAGGAGAUAAACGCAGGUUAAGGCUACAUGUGUCCCUCCUAUAUAUUGGGCUUCCCUUUUUCCUAUCUUCAGUCCUGAAGAAGGGUCCUGACCUGAAACGUUGACCACUUGCUUUUCUCCACGGAUGCUGCCUGGCCUGCUGAGUUCCUCCAGCAUCAUCGUGUUUUUCAUCUAGAUUCCAGCAUCUGCAGUCCUCUGUUUCUCUACAUGUGUAUAAUACUUAGAGUUUGUGAACCUGAAGAGAUUAUAGGACAAGGGGGAAGGAGGAUGUGAGAUGAAGGAUGAGAUAUGAAGAUGCCAGUAUCUUCAAUGGUUUCAGUCCCUUCCUGAACACCCUCCAUCACCUCCCUCCACCCCUACCAUAGCCUCAGUCGUGACUACUCAAGUUAUAAAACAGCACUGUGCACUACAUGGGAGUAUGGUGAAGCAGGUUUGUCUGCUCCCCCUAGUUCUCUGAUACUGCGGGAAGUCAUUGUCCUGUGAUGGAAGAAGUGUGACAAGGAAUGCCAUGCAAUGUGUUUCAAAUGAGUUACCUGUCAUGAUUGAGGGCAUGGCUGGCAAUGAAGUGUGAGAACAAGCAGGAGAAGUACAGAAAGGUGCAAAGUGAAACAUGGAUGUUAGCGACAUGAAACAUGUUUAUGGAGGUUGUUGGCCUUGGCCUCUCAUGUGAGAUUAUUGAACUAUGUGUGCCACUGCACCCAGGUCCUCAGUGCUUGGUUCCAGGAUUCAUCUUCUGAGUUCUCAACUCCUAAUCCCUUCACAGUGACUGCCUGAAGAACCUCCUGCCCUUGUGAAUCUUGUCACAAGAGUACAGCAUUGGAAGAAGAUAGAACCCUCCCUCUCUUAUGUUUUCUUUGGCCACUCGAACGAUCCCCUUUUGCCACUACAUUGUUCCUCUGUUCUGAUACCGUACGCAAUCUUUGCUAAUCUCUUUAAACUCUUGAACAGAAGUCUAUCAAAUGCUAUCCAGCAAUCGAUAUAGACAUCUAUUGACCUGCUUGUAUCCACUGUACUAAAAAAAAGCAGAUGUCACACAUAAUUACACUUCACAAAAUCCAUGCUGGCUUUUUCAAAUUAGCUCGUACUUAUUACUCUGUGUUAGAUAAUUGAUUCAGAAACUUCUGUCAAAUAAUGUUUAACUGGCAAUUAAUGACAUAGUUUCUCACUGCUCCUCCUUCUGUCUUUUUGAAAUAACCAAAAUCUAUAUUCAGCAUCAAUAACAAUUUGCAUUUACAAAGGACUUUCAACAUAGUAAAUCAGCCCUGAGUGUUUUGCAAGAGUGUUAUCAAGCAAACUGUGACACUAAGUCACAUGAGCUAUUAGAGCGAAUACUCUAAAGUUUGGUAAAAAAGGUAGCUUUUAGGGAACGUUUAACUUCUUCAAGCAGGGGAGCAAAAUAGCAACGUGAAAAAGCUUAGAGAAGACAUUCCAGUGCCUGGGGUCUAGACAGGUGAAGGCACAGACACCAGCGAUGGAGCAAUAAUUAAGGGAAAGUCUGGUCAUAGAGGACAUGAAAGCAAGGGAUGAGGACUUCAAAAUUAAAACAAUUAACCAGUAGCUAAAGAAGGUCAGUGAGCGUGGUGGAACAUUUCCCGAGUCUCAAUUCCACAGCAACGAGUCUCAAUUCCACAGCGGCACAGUAGCAUAGCGGUUAGCGCCACGCUAUUGCAGCGCCAGCGAUCGGGGUUUGAUUCCCGUCGCUGUCUGUAAGGAGUUUGUAUGUUCUCCCCGUGUCUGCGUGGGUUUCCUCCGGGUGCUCCGGUUUCCUCCCACAUUGCAAAGACGUACGGGUAGCUUUAUUUGGGUUUAAAAAUGGGCGGCGCGGACUCGUUGGGCCGGAACGGCCUGUUACCACGCUGUAAAUAAAAUUUAAUCUAAACAUUUAAAAAAACUUAAAUUUAAUUUAACAUACAGUAGAAUCAACAGUACAGCACAGGAACAGGCCCUUCAGCCCACAAUGUCUGUGCCGACCAUGAUGCCAAUUUAAACUAAACCUAUGUGACUGCACUAGAUCCAUAUCCCUUCGUUCCCUGCAGUGAACAAAAAACAGAAUGGUGGAAUGGGUCAAGCAACAUCUGUGGAGGCAAAAGGUGCAAGCCAAUAUUUCAGGUCGAGACCCUGCAUCAGGACUGAGAGGGAAGAGGAGAGAUUGCCAACUUAU